AAUUAAAAAUAGAAUUGGUGUAGUAACUGGUUAGGACUCUGAGCGUCGCUGUUCACCAAAGUGGGAAAGAAACUGUCGUGGACGCAACCGUAUUCGGAUUUCAUACUGAGCACAGACUAGACAAGCUCCUGGGGAAAGCCACCUAUUCCCUCUGCGCCAGAGAAGAUGCUCCCCUUGGCUUUAGAGAAAUAAGGAAACAGCAGGCUGAACCAGGACUAAGAAAAUUGAAGAGAAGGCAAUGGCGGAUCUACUGAGGUGCUGGGGCUGCGGUGACCUGCUCCUGUUCUUCCUGCUCCUGGGGACGCUGUGGGAGACCGGCAAAGGGCAGAUUCGCUAUUCGGUGCGGGAGGAGCUGGACAAAGGCUCCUUCGUGGGGAACAUCUCCAAGGACUUGGGGUUGGAGCCCCGGGAGCUGGCGGAGCGCGGAGUCCGCAUCGUCUCCAGAGGUAGGACGCAGCUUUUCUCUCUCAACCCGCGAGGCGGCAGCUUGGUCACCGCGGGCAGGAUCGACCGGGAGGAGCUCUGCGCUCAGAGUCCGCGGUGUCUGGUGAACUUUAAUGUCUUGGUUGAGAAUAAGAUGAAAAUUUAUGGAGUAGAAGUGGAAAUAAUUGAUAUCAAUGAUAACUUCCCGCGAUUCCGGGAUGAGGAGUUAAAAGUAAAAGUCAAUGAAAAUGCGGCUGCGGGGACGCGGUUAGUGCUUCCCUUCGCGCGGGAUGCGGAUGUGGGCAUGAACUCCCUCCAGAGUUACCAGCUCAGUUCCAAUCUCCACUUCUCUCUGGACAUAAAGAGCGGACCUGAUGGACAAAAAUACCCAGAACUGGUGCUGGAACAGCCCCUGGACCGUGAGAAAGAGGCUACUCACGAUCUCCUCCUCAUAGCGUUAGAUGGCGGAGACCCAGUCCACUCUAGCACCGCGCAUAUCCGUGUGACAGUCCUCGACGCAAAUGACAAUGCGCCCCUGUUCAGUCGAAGCGAAUAUAGGGUGAGUGUUCCAGAGAACAUACCUGUGGGCUCUCCGCUACUCACGCUAACCGCCACGGAUGCUGACGAGGGAAUAAAUGGGAAACUGACCUAUUCUUUUCGCAAUGAAGAAGACAAAAUUUCAGAGACUUUCCAACUUGAUUCCAGCCUGGGGGAAAUCUCAACUAAGCAAUUACUGGACUAUGAAGAAAUCAGGUUCUACCUCAUGGAAGUGGUAGCUCAGGAUGGAGGCGCUCUUCUCGCCAGCGCCAAGGUGCUGAUCACAGUACAGGAUGUGAAUGACAAUGCUCCAGAAGUAAUCCUCACUUCCCUCACCAGUUCUGUUUCUGAAGACUGUCUUCCUGGAACCAUUAUUGCACUCUUUAGCGUACAUGAUGGUGAUUCUGGAGAGAAUGGUGAGAUUUCAUGUUUUAUUCCUAGGGACUUACCUUUCAAGUUGGAAAAGUCAGUUGAUAAUUAUUAUCACCUAGUAACAACCAGAGCCCUGGACAGAGAAGAGACUUCGGAUUAUGACAUCACAGUAACUGUCACUGAUAGUGGAACACCACCUUUAUCUACAGAAAACCACAUCUCCCUGAAAGUAGCAGACAUCAAUGACAACCCACCUGUCUUCUCUCAUGCCUCCUACUCUACCUCAAUCCUAGAAAACAAUCCCAGAGGUGUCUCCAUUUUCUGUGUGACUGCUCAUGACACAGACAGCGGUGACAAUGCUCUGGUCACUUACUCUCUGGCUGAAUAUACAUUUCAGGAAGCUCUUCUGUCCUCCUAUGUCUCCAUUAACUCUGACACUGGUGUCCUGUAUGCACUGCAAUCAUUUGACUAUGAGCAGGUAAGAGAUCUGCAGCUACUGGUGACAGCCAGGGACAGUGGGAACCCUCCACUUAGCACCAAUGUGUCACUGAGCUUGUUUGUGCAGGAUCAGAAUGACAACAUCCCUGAGAUCCUAUACCCAGCCCUUCCUACUGAUGGUUCCACAGGUGUAGAACUGGCACCCCGCUCUGCAGAGCCUGGAUACCUGGUGACCAAGGUAGUGGCAGUGGACAGAGACUCAGGACAGAAUGCCUGGCUGUCCUACUGCCUACUGAAGGCCAGCGAGCCAGGGCUGUUCUCUGUGGGGCUGCACACAGGUGAGGUGCGCACAGCAAGAGCCCUACUGGACAGAGAUACACUCAAGCAGAGCCUCGUGGUGGCUGUGCAGGACCACGGCCAACCCCCUCUGUCAGCUACCAUCACACUCACAGUAGUUGUGGCAGACAGCAUCCCUGAUAUCCUGGCUGACUUGAGCAGCAUCAACACCCCCACUGGCCCCCAGGACUCAGACCUCACACUCUACCUAGUGGUAGCAGUGGCCGCUGUCUCCUGUGUCUUUUUGGCCUUUGUUAUUGUGCUUCUAGCCCUCAGACUGAGGCGCUGGCACAUGUCACGCUUGCUGCAGCCUUCAAGCAGAUUGGCCAGUAUGCCAGCCUCCCACUUUAUGGGCAUGGAUGGAGUGCAGGCUUUCCUGCAGACCUAUUCCCAUGAGGUCCCCCUCACCACAGAUUCCAGGAAGAGCCACCUGAUCUUCCCCCAGCCCAACUAUGCUGACAGACUCAUCAGUGAAGGGAGUAGUGAAAAAAGUGAGCCUCUUCUGAUAUGUGAUAAGAUAAAUGCAAACAAGGAAGAACCAGGAGUUGUUCAGGUUAGUUUUCUCUUUUAAUAAGAAUAAUUCUAGCAUUGUCUUCCGUCAUUUUUCUGCUACAAUCAAAAUCAGAUAAUUACAUAGUGA
Castor canadensis (American beaver) is the source of this 2746-nucleotide messenger RNA. NCBI's taxonomy places the organism in Eukaryota, Metazoa, Chordata, Mammalia, Rodentia, Castoridae. The record is from RefSeq and is a predicted model, not a curated record.